Molecule: messenger RNA, 3575 nt
Organism: Gopherus evgoodei (Goodes thornscrub tortoise)
Lineage: Eukaryota; Metazoa; Chordata; Testudines; Testudinidae
Gene: ASH2L
Product: ASH2 like, histone lysine methyltransferase complex subunit
Exons: 17
Coding region: 1173-3023 (616 amino acids)
Cellular component (GO): Set1C/COMPASS complex
Molecular function (GO): transcription cis-regulatory region binding; protein binding
Source: RefSeq, a predicted model, not a curated record
ACUACCACGGCUACCCCUCUGAUACUUUAGAAGUAGUAAUUACACUGCCAGGGUCUGGCAAGUGCAUCUGUGAACCACUUCCCUCUAUUAGAUUAUUAGCUGAGAGAAAUCUUACCUGUAUUAAAGUAGUUUCUAUAAGCCAGUGGUUGUCAACCAGGAGUCUGGGGCCCCCUGGGAGGCCAUGAGCAGGUUGCAGGGAGGCCGCCAAGCAGGGCUAGCAUGAGACUUGUUGAGGCCCAGAGCAGAAAGCUGAAGCCCCACCACAUGGGGCUGAAGCCUGAGGCCCUGAACCCUGCCACCUGGAGCUGAAGCCGAAGCCUGGGCAAGUUAGCUUUGCGGGGCACCCUGUGGCGUGGGUCUCUGGGCAAUUGUCCUGCUUGCUACCCUCUAACACCAGCCCAAGUUUUUAUACGCAGAAAGCCCAUUGUUGUGGCACACCUGGGCUGUGGAGCAUUAUAGCAUGUUGUAGGGGCCUCAUAAAGAAAAAGGUUGAGAACCCUGAUAUAGGUCUCAAAUAAAGGAUCAAAACCCCAUUGUGGUAGGUAUGGACAGACAGGCAUAUCCCUUCUUCAGAGUUUAAAAGCUUUAGGUUGAGGAAAGGUGCAACUGUGGCAGCUGGAGGGGAAGCAAACUAAGGGAGGACAAAGUAAUAGUGAUACUGAUGAAAUUUAAUGGAGACAAAACAAAGAGAUGCGUUAGUUGGUCCUGCUUUGAGCAGGGGAUUGGACUAGAUGAGCUCCUGAAGUCCCUUCCAACCCUUAUAUUCUAUGAGUUGCAGCAAUCUCAGGUCACCAGCUGCCUUUUGGCAGAACUGCUUCUCUUCAGCGGCUAGAUUCCUGGGAGCCCGGUGAGGUCAUAGCCUUGCAGUAUGACAUCAGCAUCGUGCUGGCAUGAUACCAAGGCGCAGUAUGUUGAUUCACUGCACAGUGGGGGGCAUGCAGCACAACACACUGAUGUCAUGGCACGGCACAUCACAGUGAAGUCACUACACCGCAGUGUGCUGAUGUCAUGGUGUGACACGGUGAGCUCACGGCAAGGCCCGCUGAUGUCACCGCGCUGCAGGACGCUACCCCUCCGCGGUGGGACCCAGCGCUGGCAUCACCCCUUAUGGAAGGAAAGGGAAAUCUCGCGAGAGCCCAAGCCAGAGUUUGGUGCGACUGCGCGGGAGGAAGAUGGCGGCGGCGGCGGCGGGAGCAACAGGGGCGCCGGCGCCGGAGGAGGGGGAGGUGGCGGCGGCGCCGGAGGGCGCGGCCGGGGACCCCCCAGGACCCCCUGAGCAGGGCGCUGGGGACUCCGAGACGGGGGGGGACACCACCCUGGUCGAUGUCACCGCUGGCUUGGAGACCGAGUCCUCUAAUGGGAAGGAUCCUCUGGAAGGUGUUGGGGACAGUUCUGAAGUCUUGGACACUCAGACGGGUUCAGUGGAUGAAGAGAAUGGGCGACAGCUUGGAGAGAUAGAGCUGCAGUGCGGGAUUUGUACAAAGUGGUUCACAGCGGACACCUUUGGCAUUGAUACUACGUCAUGUCUGCCUUUCAUGACCAACUACAGUUUCCAUUGCAAUGUCUGUCAUCACAGCGGGAACACAUACUUUCUAAGAAAACAAGCAAAUCUGAAGGAAAUGUGCCUUAGUGCUCUGGCCAACUUGACGUGGCAGUCAAGGACACAAGAUGAGCACCCAAAAACUAUGUUCUCAAAAGACAAGGAUAUUAUACCAUUUAUUGACAAGUACUGGGAGUGUAUGACAACUAGACAGAGACCUGGUAAAAUGACGUGGCCAAAUAACAUUGUAAAAACAAUGUGUAAAGAAAGGGAUGUGUUCUUGGUGAAAGAGCAUCCAGACCCAGGUAGUAAAGAUCCUGAGGACGAUUAUCCAAAGUUUGGGUUACUAGAUCAGGACCUUGCUAAUAUUGGUCCAGCAUACGAUAACCAGAAGCAGAGCAAUGCUGUAUCUACUAGUGGAAGCUUAAAUGGUGGAGCCUCUUUGGGAGGAGGCAUUCCAGCAGGAAGUAGUGGGAAAGGAAGAGGAGCAAAACGCAAACAGCAGGAUGGAGGGACCACAGGAACAGCCAAGAAAACCAGAAGUGACCCUUUGUUUUCUGCUCAGCGCUUGCCACCUCAUGGUUACCCUCUGGAGCACCCCUUUAAUAAAGAUGGAUAUCGUUACAUUCUGGCUGAGCCUGACCCCCAUGCGCCUGACCCAGAGAAACUGGAGCUAGACUGCUGGGCAGGAAAACCUAUUCCUGGAGAUCUCUACAGAGCAUGUCUGUAUGAACGAGUCCUCCUAGCAUUGCAUGAUCGAGCACCUCAGCUAAAGAUCUCUGAUGACAGACUGACGGUUAUCGGAGAGAAAGGAUACUCCAUGGUACGAGCCUCGCAUGGGGUGCGGAAGGGAGACUGGUACUUUGAGAUAUCUGUAGAUGAGAUGCCUCCAGACACAGCUGCCAGACUUGGCUGGUCACAGCCACUAGGGAACCUGCAGGCUCCCCUAGGCUAUGACAAGUUCAGUUAUUCCUGGCGCAGCAAGAAGGGAACAAAGUUUCAUCAGUCCAUAGGCAAACACUAUUCAGCUGGCUAUGGGCAAGGAGAUGUACUGGGGUUUUAUAUCAGUCUUCCUGAAGAUACAGAGACAGCAAAGUCACUGCCUGAUACCUAUAAAGAUAAGGCUUUGAUCAAGUUCAAAAGUUACUUGUAUUUUGAAGAGAAGGACUUUGUGGAUAAAGCAGAGAAGAGCCUAAAGCAAACUCCUGGAAGCCAAAUAAUCUUCUAUAAAAAUGGUGUCAGCCAAGGAGUUGCCUUUAAAGAAAUUUUUGAAGGUGUUUAUUUCCCUGCCAUUUCUUUGUAUAAGGGCUGCACGGUUUCAGUAAACUUUGGACCGUACUUCAAAUACCCUCCAAGAAACAUCACUUACCGCCCUAUGAGCGACAUGGGCUGGGGUGCUGUUGUAGAGCACACAUUGGCAGAUGUCCUGUAUCAUGUGGAGACAGAAGUUGAUGGAAGACGAAGCCCACCGUGGGAGCCCUAGAGGAGAUGCUGUAUAUACUGAUUUCUUAAACACUGGACAAACAUUGUUUAUUUCUAGAGAAUUGCAACAUCAGUUUCUGAACUGUCACUACUUUGUAAAGGAUGAACCAGGCUCAGCUGCUACCUAACUGGCAGGUAUUUAUAGAGGGUUUGGGUUAUUGGGGGUGUACACUAUAUUUUGAAAACCCAGCCUCUGCCACCUGGCAAGUGACUUGUUACAUGUAUUGUGCUACUCAUUGGUGUCUUCUGGAGUGAGUAUUUGAUCAUAUCACAACUUCAUUUAAUAUCCAGAUUAGUCACUGCACCAGGAGUAGGCAAUAGCCACACAGCCCUGCUUCAUCAUACAUUUCAAUUGAGCAGUUGUAGCCAGAUACCUUAACACAGGUUAGUAGAAGCAGCUGUGUUGAAGGAUUUUUAAAACUGUAAACAGCUUCCAUACAAAGGGAUCUUGCUGUACCAAAAGUACUAUGUAAAACUGAAGUUAUGGGGGAGAGAUUGCGAUUAUUAUAUUAACUGGCAACCAGUUUAAAAUAAAACCUUUCCCCAAGCUUGU